CUCUCAACCCUCUCAACACCAUCUGAUGCUUCGUCCUUCGUUGUCUCGCAUCAUUUCAUCUCUUUAUUCUUCUUCUCCAAAAUUCCAUCUCCGACUCGCACCACCCUUCUCCCAUAGCCGUGUCCAACCCUCGACCAGUCUCCCUUCUUUGCCACUGCGUCGCAACAUGAACUUCCAGUCUCGUUCAUAUCCUUACCCUGUUUCACCCUUCACUCGUACCGUCAUCUCGUGCAUGCGUCAGCUCUACCCUGACUGCCUCGCCGACAAGAGCUUUGACAAUACUGGCCUGCUGGUCGAAGCCCCCCUCUUGCCCACCCACAACUCGCGACCACGCAACACCAACAAGGUCCUCCUGACCAUUGAUCUCACCCGGGCCGUUGCGACCGAAGCCAUUGACCACAAUGUCUCGCUUGUUGUCUCCUACCAUCCCAUCAUCUUCCGCGGCCUCAAGUCCAUCACGACCAAUGACACCCAGCAGUUGACUAUAUCCUUACUUCUGGCCCAUGGCAUUAGCGUCUAUUGCCCCCAUACUGCAGUCGACACUGUCCCCGGAGGCAUGGCUGAUUGGCUGUGUGAUGUUGUCACUGGUCGCGUCGAUGACCCCGAAAGCGAGGCUUUCACUGCCCAGACGCCCUCUGAUACCGAAAUCUCCUCAGACACCGAAGUGACAACUUCAGAUUCCGACCAUGGCUACGACGAGGGCGAUACCCUAUCUGACGCCUCGACCAAACCAACCUCUCACUCGGACGCCGUUUCUGACCCCUAUGUGUCGUCUCCUGGCCCACAGUCUCCCAACACCCCUAAAGCAAAGUCCAUGAGGCCCCAAACCACUCGCCGAACAUACAGUAAGCCCACGUACCCACGACCAACGAGCCACUUUCAUCCCGCCGUCAUCUCGCAUACCCGUAGUGUCGUCAAUCCGUCACCGCAUGAUGCAAUCGAGGCAGCCAACGAGCUGACCCGGUCCACAAAGUACGACUCAUCCAACACAGGCGCCGGUCGACUCAUCUCUUUCGAUGCAGCUCAGUCCUUGACUCUGCUGAUCACGCGAAUUGCCCACGCAAUCGGCCUGCCCAAGGGGUUUUCCAUGGCCAUUCCCCAAGGCGUCAGAAUUGAAGACAUUCAGAUCAAGACCGUCGCAACAUGCCCCGGCUCGGGAGGCAGUGUACUGAGCAAGUGCCGCGCCGAUCUCAUUCUCACAGGAGAAUUGAGCCACCACGAGACCCUAGCUGUCACCGAGCGAGGUGGAUGCGUCAUCUCGUUAUUCCAUAGUAACUCAGAGAGAGGCUAUCUUUGGAGCGUCAUGAGAGAUCAAUUAGAAAGACGAGCACGAAUAGAGUGGACCAAGCUCCAAGGCGAAAACUUGUCGAACCAGAAUCUGAGCGAGCCUGAGAGGGCCAUUCUGUGCAAUCAUCAAUUGGUCGAGGUAUUGGUCAGCGAAUGGGAUCGAGAUCCCUACGGCAUCGUGGUUUUGGAUGACACCCCGGUUCCAGGCGUCAAGCUGGAAUCCGCCUAACCGUGUUGGUCCUUGUCAAAAUCCACCAGAUCUACCAAAUCCUUGGUCCUUGUCCAGUGAUACCCCGGAUGGUGUUCUUGUUCAAUCGUUGGGAUUAGCGCUUGGAAAAGUUGUUCUACUUAGCUCGAAAAUACGAAAACCGGGCAACC
Molecule: messenger RNA, 1665 nt
Organism: Exophiala mesophila
Lineage: Eukaryota; Fungi; Ascomycota; Eurotiomycetes; Chaetothyriales; Herpotrichiellaceae
Product: YbgI/family dinuclear metal center protein
Exons: 1
Coding region: 26-1516 (496 amino acids)
Cellular component (GO): mitochondrion; cytoplasm
Source: RefSeq, a predicted model, not a curated record